This is a messenger RNA of Esox lucius (northern pike), 5262 nucleotides long. RefSeq names its product voltage-dependent L-type calcium channel subunit beta-4. Gene Ontology annotation, biological process: chemical synaptic transmission; neuromuscular junction development; regulation of voltage-gated calcium channel activity. The coding region runs from base 546 to 2084 and encodes 512 amino acids. The record is from RefSeq and is a predicted model, not a curated record. Gene Ontology annotation, cellular component: voltage-gated calcium channel complex. Lineage: Eukaryota; Metazoa; Chordata; Actinopteri; Esociformes; Esocidae. The transcript is spliced from 13 exons. Gene Ontology annotation, molecular function: high voltage-gated calcium channel activity; protein binding.
CUCCCCCCAGUCAAGGAAAGAGUGCGUGUGCAUCAGAGCUGAGUGGAGGGCUAGCCAGCCAAUCGGCUUGCUUCACACUGGCUCUGUCAUCGGGUGCUGAUAUUGAGGAAGGAUUCUAAAAGCUGCUCCGUUUUGGUGUGUUUGGAAGGGCUGAUGAAAUGCCAGGAUUGGGUUGCCUCUAGGGAGAGCCUCUCUGCCUUAUAAUGUGAGCCGGUAGCAUCCAGGCUCGGGGCUCGCUCACCGCCAUCGACCCAGCAGGCCUAGGGGGAGACCAAGCACUGGCCUGCUCCGCUACCCCUUCUUUUCUCUUCCUCCGUCGGAAGGGGGGGAUUUUUUUUUGCUACCGUGAAGAGAGAGAGAGAGAGAGAGAGAGAGAGAGAGAGAGGGGAUCGUCAUCCCCCCAUCAAUCCCUUGUUCUGUGGUGGCUCCCUCCUCCCCCUCUUGCUCCCCCUCCUCCACCACAGUCACCUCCUCCGCUCUCUCUCGCUUUUUUCCCCCUCUUCCUUUUAUUCUUCUAGAGGUGCUUUUGGAAAUAGCAGACCUCCAUGUAUGACAAUUUGUACCUGCAUGGAUUUGAAGACUCGGAGGCGGGCUCAGCUGAUUCCUACACAAGCAGACCAUCGGACUCGGAUGUCUCUCUGGAGGAGGAGCGCGAGGUGCCAGGCCAGGUCCAGGGCCAGAGCCCGAGCCAAGGGGGCCAGGGGACCCAGGCCCCACCCCAGAGCCGGGAGCAGAAGGAACAGCAGGCCGCAGUGCAGCUGGAGAGAGCCAAGGCUAAAGCUGUGGCCUUUGCUGUGAAGACCAACGUAAGCUACUGUGGGGCGUUGGACGAGGACGUUCCUGUGCCGGCAACUGCCAUCUCGUUUGACGCUAAGGACUUCCUUCACAUAAAAGAGAAGUUCAACAACGACUGGUGGAUUGGCCGGCUGGUCAAGGAGGGCUGUGAAAUCGGCUUUAUCCCCAGCCCCCUGAAGCUGGAAAACAUCCGAAUCCAGCAGGAACAGAAGAGAGGCAGAGUUCAAGGUAAGUCUGGAGGGAACUCAUCCUCAAGUGUAGAGGAUGAGGUGUCCGCUUCGAUCAGACCCCUCAUCUCCUCUGCAGGAAAGCAGAAACAGAAAGUGACGGAACAUGUCCCCCCGUACGACGUGGUACCGUCCAUGAGGCCCGUGGUGCUAGUGGGACCCUCCCUCAAGGGCUACGAGGUGACAGACAUGAUGCAGAAAGCUCUCUUUGAUUUCCUCAAGCACAGAUUCGAUGGCAGGAUAUCGAUCACGCGCGUCACAGCAGACAUAUCAUUAGCCAAGAGGUCUGUUCUGAACAACCCCAGCAAGCGGGCCAUCAUCGAGAGAUCCAACACCAGAUCCAGUUUAGCUGAGGUGCAGAGUGAGAUAGAGAGGAUCUUUGAGCUGGCCAGGUCCCUACAGCUUGUGAUCCUGGAUGCUGACACCAUCAAUCACCCAGCCCAGCUACUCAAGACCUCCUUGGCUCCCAUCAUCGUUCAUGUCAAGGUCUCCUCUCCAAAGGUUCUGCAAAGGCUGGUGAAGUCCAGAGGGAAGUCCCAGAGCAAGCAUCUGAACGUACAGCUGGUGGCAGCUGACAAACUGGCCCAGUGUCCUCCAGAGAUGUUUGACAUAAUUCUGGAUGAGAACCAGUUGGAGGACGCAUGUGAACACCUGGCUGAGUACCUGGAAGCCUACUGGAAAGCCACCCACACCUCCAUGGCCACGCCCCUCAACCCCCUGCUGGGUCGCAACCUGGGCCCCACCGCCCUCACCCCGUACCCCACCACCAUAUCUGGACUACAGGAGGUGAACCAGCAGACCCAAAGAAUGAGACAACACAGCAACCACACGGGAGACCACUCCACGCCCAACGAGCGUCGCAACUUGAUGACCGCAGAUGAGAACUACCACAACGAGCGGGCGCACAAAGGACGCAACCGCAUGUCGUCGGGCUCACAGCACAGCCGAGACCAAGACCCGUACCACCAGGAUUACCAGGACCCCUACCAGGACUCCUACAAGCCCCACCGCAACCGCUCCUCCCCGGGCAGCUACAGCCAUGACUCCCGGCACAGGCUUUGAGCCCCAAAGACGUCCCAGCUUCAUAACCCCAGUGGGCCUCAAGUCAACCCUCCGGGGCCACAGAGCCAAAAUGGUUUCCGCCCAAAAUAUUAUAUCAAAUAUUGUGUUGUUUUUUUUCGAUAUGUUGUUCUUCAGAUGUUAAUUCUGGAGUAGUCUCGACCCCCUAAAAGAAAUCACCUCGUAUUCCGAUUCAGUCUCUCCAUGGUGCCUGAGCAGGCACUCCUGUCAUUCAACACUUGAUCUCAGCAUGUGAAAGAAGGACAUAACGCUAAAACGUAUUGCAACAUGAAUGAUGGUUGGGAUCUUUUUAGUUCACAUGUACCCCAUACAGAGAGCAGGGUCGAAGGUAAUAACAGCUGUGUGAGAUAUUGAGAUUUGGUACUUUGCUAAGCUAAACCAAGCUAAGCUUUAUCUUGCAUUGUUAGAUGCUAGUGACGUGUGCAGUUCUAGGCUCGAAAAGGACAAGCAUUUGCCAGAGCAUGCAGUGGUAUUUUGACCAGAAGUCCCCAAAACAUUCUAUUGUUUGCAUGCAGACUGAGAGACUGCCAACAGAAUCGUCAGCAACUAGGCACUCAUAGCACCUAUCUGUUGUCAUUAGGGGGUGUAUAAUUAGCAACGGUCUGUAAUGAGCGGAAGUGGUCUGUUUUCCCAGCUCUAAUGAUUCUCUGAAAAGAUGCAAAUGGAGUAUUUGGUUUGGUUCGUUAAUCGGUGGAUUGACACGUCAGAUACAGUGUGCCUGUCUAGCUGGGCCUUUCUUCCUGUAGCUUAGUUAGAGUAAUAUGAUUUGGAGUGUAUGGGAGCGCUGAAGCUGGCCACACCCAGCGCUACCAUGGUUUUCUCUCAGCAACAGUCGAUACUUUUGUGUAUCAAUAUUUCUCGCUUCUGCUACUUAAAAGAUAUUAUAACAAGGAGCAGACGUGUCAACCAAUCAGUGUUUGCCUCAUCUCUAAGCCUCAUGAUUGGUUGACUAUUCAUGCUGCCUCCUGUGUUUUCAGAAAUGCUUGUCUAACCUUGGAUUAUGUCUUCCCAGGGUCCUUUGCAUCAUGUUCAUUGACUCUCUGUGUAGCUGGCAUGUUAUUCCUGACUGACAAAAGCAUGCUUCCUUUGGUAGUGAUACCCCAGUGUAAAAUAGAGGAGUAGGUUUCAGAAGGAAGGGCACACAUUGGUGCAAAAUAGAUGCAGUCCAAUUACUUGAACUUUAUGGUGGGUAAUUGAAUACCUGAACAACAAAAUGGGUUUCAAUUAAUUCGGUCAGUUUCUAGCAACAAUUUUUCUUCAGCAAUUCAUAAAUGGGUUUGGAAAAAAUAUUUUCCCAGACUUGGUUCUUUUAAUACUAUUACAGUUUCAGUGUGUGACAUGUUUUUACAUUGGGUUAAGUUCUAUCUACCAACCCCAGAAACCAAUGUCGGUCAAGUACCAAACCAUCUUAUUUAACAGACAGUUUCACUGUCUGGCUCAUUACAGAGUACAGUAUUUUAACCAUGCAGUCUGGCCUGGGAUACUGCAGACCCAUGUGGCUGUAGCCAAAGUGAUCUAGUGACUAGAGUUGCAUUGGCUCCCUGCGCCAGAACACAGGCUUUAGAUUAGUGGUCCAACGCACUCUUUUGGUGAGCAGGAGGCACUGGCUGUUUUGUACAACAUUGAAACCAAUAUUAAAUUGUGACAAACUGAUUAAUCUUCAAAUAGCAUUGAGAAGUUAUUAAUGAGGCAGGGCAGUGCAUUUCCCUCCAAUAGAGUUGACACACUGUAGUAACUUUUGUUGCACUCGCGGAAGGUGGUGCCUUAAUAUUCUAAAACGUGAAAGAACCUCUAAAACGAUGCAGGAUCUAUUUUAUGAUAGAGCGCCAAAUGUAAGCCUGGUUGGGUCGCAGGUUUUGAUUUCCUCGCUUGUAUCUGUCUGUUUUUUCUUAUAUGCUAGUUUGUUCAUUGACUGAAAACGAGAUGGCGAACAAAGAAAAAAAGAAUCCCAGUAGGAAUAUGCUGUCGUGUAUGAGCUUGCUACUCUGUAAUAUUGUGAUUCAGGCCAAAUGAAAUGUUGGUUGAUUUAGUGGGGAGUCACUCACAGUCCAGAUUAAAAACCAGAACCAAGAUUCAGCUCUGUUGCUUGAGACAAUCAGAGGGAUUUUCUAGACCAACAUUCACCUCUCUCCCACCAGUGUCCUACACCAGUUAGUGAAUGGGUGGUACAACAUUGGGGCACUGGUACUAGCUGUAGCAUGUCAGAAACUCCUUUUCUAUUCUAUUAGGACCUGUGCAGUUGAAUUCAUAUCAUGAACUGAAUUCCAAUAGAUUUUUUUAAUUGACUGGAACUGAAAGGAAAUUGAACACAGCUCUUUUCCUUGUGAAUGCCUUGGAAAGAAAACAUUACAAAGAAUCAAAGAUAUUGUUCUUUGAACGGUGUAGAUAUAAUUUCAAAAGGUCGCUGUUAGUGAUCUAAAAAAUAAGCGCCUGUCCUGUGUUCUUUUGUCUUCUUAUAGAAAAUGAUGAGGCUCCAUUUUUGCCUCUAAAUUAAGUUACAAUUCACAUGAUUUGAUUCAGUAAUAUUGGUUUAAAUAUCAGCCAGAGCAUUAAAACAGUUAAAGGGUUUUUCUUUGGUAAAAAUGUUUUAAAAAAUGAAAAAAAACAAGAACAAAAUGACAAACAUUUAUCAUAAUAUAAGAAAAAGUAAUAGAUAAAUCUUUGCUGGUGAUUAUUUUUAUAAUAAAUACACAAUUGUACAUAAUGUCUUUGAGAAAUGCUAUUUGCUGUAUACUUGUGCUCUCAUUAAAAAGGUCGACCCUCAACGGGACGACUUGAAACCCAACAAAAGUUUCAGUAUACAAGAAGUUUCCGUAUACAGAGUUUGAGUCAUGUGCAAUACAAAAAGGCAUGCUGUUUUAAAUGAGGAAAUUUCAUGUACUAUGCAACCGCAACCGUGUACAUUGUUUCAUGCUGUGGCUACUUCUCCAACUGCCCUUUUCCAAGCAGCUUCAUCAGAACUCUAAGGACAUUUUGUGUUGAUAUUUUUUGUGGAAGAAAAACUAAACGGCUAAUGCGGUAUUGCAUGCAUAAUGUACCAUUUGAAUUUAUAAAAAACGAAUUAAAAUAAAAUAAUGUGAAAUGGGAUAUGAUUGUGUCAAAGGCAAAGCUGAAGUAACUUUAAAAGUUUUCUUUUACAAAUAAAAGAGUCGUUCUACAA